Messenger RNA from Zingiber officinale, 3060 nucleotides. RefSeq names its product rust resistance kinase Lr10-like. The transcript has 4 exons. Bases 822 to 2924 code for a protein of 700 amino acids. The record is from RefSeq and is a predicted model, not a curated record. Gene Ontology annotation, molecular function: protein kinase activity; polysaccharide binding; ATP binding. Lineage: Eukaryota; Viridiplantae; Streptophyta; Magnoliopsida; Zingiberales; Zingiberaceae. Gene Ontology annotation, biological process: protein phosphorylation.
UUUUGAAAACUAUUUUCCCCCUCUUUACGUGCUUUCAAAAUUUAUUAUAAAAUUUUAUGAUCUUGUGAUAUUUGUUUUACAAUUACAAGAUUUUCAUCCGUUUAAAAAAUUUUAAAAUAAAACGUUUUAUAUCAAUUUUGGAAAAAAUAAUAAAUUAUUUUUUUUAAUGUUGGAUUUCGUAAAGUCAUUUUUGGAUGGUUUUCUGAUCUUUAUAUGUUUUAAAAUAUUGUUAUGAAUGUUUUUUUUUUUUGAAAUAAUUUUUUUUAAGCCUUUUCAUUUAAAAAAAAAAUCAUUUGAGAGUUUUCUAUACAUUUUUAAUUAUUUUUUUAUUGUUGAUAAUUUGAUUUGGAUGUGGAAUUGCCUAUCGAAAUGAUGUUACAUGUUUUCUUCCAAAUAAUGUAGUUAUGUUUUCUUCUGCGUAGCGUAUAGGGUAGGUUAUUCAAUUGGACUAGAUAAGGUCAAGUCGAAUAGUUGAUUGAAUUAAUCAGAUAGAUAAAUAAGUAUAAUUAAAUAAAUCAAUCAAGAUGGUCGACUUAAUCGGAUUAAAUGGAUAAACUGAGGCAAUUGGUGAUUAAAGAGCUGCUAAAUAGGUCGAGCUAUUUUAUUCCUCGUCUACGAACGAAAUCCAUUGCCUAUGUUUGCUUGCCUAAGUCCACGGAUCAAUAUCAGAAGACUUGCUCAUUAAUUACUGGUUGAUUCUGACGGAUAAGAAUCCAUGUGAGCCCCUAGCUCGUUUCCAAAUCAAAAUGUGGAACAAAUUGCGCCACGGAAUCUUGUGAUCAUGAACAACAACUGAAUUGAAUUACAGAGGGAGAGAGCUCAUGAAAAGAUCUACACCAGCAUCGUCCUUCUUCACUUCUCUUCUAGUCUUUUUCUUUCUCACCACUCUUACAGGUGGAGUGCUCGGUAGAUCUCAAAAUAAAGGCUGCUCUUCUUCUUGCGGUAUCCUUGACGAUAUUCGCUACCCGUUCCGCCUAGAAAGCGACCCAGAGUGGUGCGGUAAGCCAGAGCUUGAGCUCAUCUGUGAAUCAGGAAAAGAUGCAGUCUUGCAUAACUUGUCACCUACAGACAAGUACCUGGUCACCGAAAUAUCAUAUAAUGAAUCGGGCUUCAGGCUCGUCUAUGCCGGUUAUGUCACAGGUUCUAAUAAAUGCGUGCUUCCCAGUGCACACUUCCCCCUAAGUGCACUUUACCUCAUCCAAAUGUCACUUUGGCCAUUUGGUUCGACUGAAGAUGCUAGAGAUCAUGAGUAUUAUAUGUUUGAAGAAUGGGCUAGUUUUAUGAGCUGCAAACAGGAAAUUCAUAGCGAUCUUUACAAGCCCAUCCAUUGUCUCACUGGGGACAAUAACUCGGCUACCCACGUCAUCGUUGGCAACGAUGCAUAUGCCAUACGCAACCUCAAGAACUCAUGUAGAUUCGUUAACUUAUUGCCAGUUGACGGAGAUUACAAUUACAGUGACGUGGAUGUAUUUGAACUCCUGGCAAAAGGAGUCUGGAUUGGAUGGGCUCUCACACCACCCUCUGACAUUUUCGAGUAUUGUUGGAAAAAUUUUUGGUCAAAAGUAUAUUAUUACAGCAUCGAGAAUUCCCCUUACAGGAUGCUUGGUCCCCUCUUUGCCGAAUUAGGUCUUUUAGGUUGCGUCUACUGGGAGGAGAGUUAUCGCAACCAUUAUCACGUUGCCUUCGGUUUUACAGUGGUCUUAGUCCUUGCACUAGAUAUAGCUCUUUGUCUGCUAGUUUUCAGAUUUGUGAUGGCACCUCUAUCAAUUUAUGCAUUCCUCGCUUACAAUUAUUGGAAGACAAUUAGAAAACCCAUCGACUCAGUUGAAAAGUUUCUGCAAAUCCAGCAAACUCUAACUCCCACACGCUACGCCUACAGCGACAUCAUAGCCAUGACCAGUCACUUCAGAGAAAAACUAGGCCAAGGCGGAUUUGGUUCAGUGUACAGAGGAUACAUUCUUGGUAAAUUCCCUGUUGCCAUCAAGAUGCUUGUCGGCAGCACCAAGUUCCACGGCGAAGACUUCAUCAGCGAGGUCUCCACGAUCGGCAGGAUCCACCACAUCAACGUGGUGCGUUUGGUUGGGUUUUGCUCCGAGGGAUCAAAGAGAGCACUCAUCUACGAGUACAUGCCCAAUGGCUCGCUCGACAAGUACAUCUUCUCUGCCAACAGGGGAAACACGUUCACUGUCGAGAAGCUCCAUGAGGUGGCCCUGGGGAUUGCUAGAGGCAUCAACUACCUCCAUCAGGGCUGCGACAUGCAAAUUUUGCACUUCGACAUCAAGCCCCACAACAUCCUCCUCGAUCGCAACUUCAUUCCCAAGAUUUCAGACUUUGGGCUUGCAAAAUUGUACCCAAAGGACAAGAACGUAAUAUCCAUGAGCGUUACCAGAGGCACGAUAGGAUACAUAGCACCCGAGCUGAUAUCGAGAAAUUUUGGGAUCAUAUCAGACAAGUCGGAUGUCUAUAGCUUCGGAAUGCUGCUAAUGGAGAUGGCCGGCGGGAGACAUAACGUAGAUGUGCGAGCUGAGAACACCAGUCAGGUUUAUUAUCCUUCUUGGGUCUACGACAAACUUGUUCAGCCGCAUGUAAGUGAGAGCAUCCAUGAUAUUGAAGAGAUUGUAAUCAGUGAAAUGGAGAAAAAGUUGUCCAUGGUGGGACUUUGGUGCAUCCAAAUAAAGUCAAGUAGUCGGCCGUCCAUGAGCAGUGUGGUGGAGAUGCUUGAAGGAGACGUGAAUGAUCUACAGAUGCCACCCAAGCCUUUCUUUUCUUCAGUAGAGCCAAGUCUGAGAGAAUUAGAAUUCUCCUCAACAAUUUCAUCUUCUGGAGAAGAAGAAUUACAUGAUCAGCAGCAUACUUUACGUCCCAACAAUUCUGGAUUGGCUUCAUCUUCUAUACAACUAUCUGUCAUCUCAGAGCAUUCUUAAACUUAAUAGGUGUAUAUAUAGUUCACCUGUUACUAGAAUUUUAGCAUAGCGCACUUUCUUAAGCUAAAAGUUCAACUGACUGUUCAGAGAUGACAGAGGGGGUUAAGGGUUAAAUGAAUGAUACACAAUUGAUGCU